This is a messenger RNA of Trematomus bernacchii (emerald rockcod), 2011 nucleotides long. RefSeq names its product dentin sialophosphoprotein-like. Lineage: Eukaryota; Metazoa; Chordata; Actinopteri; Perciformes; Nototheniidae. The transcript is spliced from 20 exons. The coding region runs from base 139 to 1983 and encodes 614 amino acids. The record is from RefSeq and is a predicted model, not a curated record. Gene Ontology annotation, molecular function: histone binding; histone deacetylase binding. Gene Ontology annotation, cellular component: nucleus.
CGGGCGGGCGACAGAGGAGAGGAAGUAGCUUUGAACAACGGUUGUGAACUAACGUGUGUUAAAGUUAAAACCUGCCUAAACAUUAAUACACAUUUACUUUAAACAAACAACGACUUUAUUAGCAGUGAGUCUGGAGACAUGCACGAGGAUGACACGCUGCUCUGUGUACUUUGUCAGCGGUCCGAACAGACGAAGAUCACAGGACCGUUAUCCACCAACGAUGGCGUCACGGCCCACCAGAACUGUUUGUUAUUUGCCUCUGCACUCAUUUGUCGUAACACUCCGCAGUUCGACGAUCUGUUUGGUUUCUCUGUGGAGGAUGUGUUGAACGAGGUGAAACGAGGACGACAACUGAUCUGUAACAAAUGUAAGAAGAGGGGAGCCACGGCUGGGUGUGAAGUCGGACGCUGCAAGAAAUCCUACCACUACCCGUGUGCUGUGGAAGAAAGAGCCGAGAUCGUUGAGGAUGUAACAAAGGAGAAAUAUGUGCUGUACUGCUACAAACACUAUCCAAAAACACAAGGUCACAAUGAGCUAACAACACCAGAGAGUCUGAUGCAGAUGGGCUUCGACAGAAACAGAGCGGAGAUGGCGGUAGCCAUCACAGGGAACCAGGGAAUAGAACUAGCCAUGGACUGGUUAAUGGUACAUCAGAACGACCCAGGCACCGAUGAGCCUGUAGGGAACGUGGUGGGGGGAGCAGCCGUCACCCAGUCCCCCACAGAUGAGCCGUCAAUAGCAGACCCCGCAGAAGAAAACAACCCCUCCGAAAAUGGACGUCUCCCUUUAUCCUCACAGUCUAGAGCUUACAGAAAUCCUGAAGAAGCUGGAACAUCUAAGAAGAAUGCCAGUGGUGACUCUACUGACCAACGGCCGACUGUGUACAGCAGUGACUCAAACUCCUCCAGCAGUAGGAAGCCUUCAUCUAUCAAGAGACGGUUGAGUUUUAGAGACAAACAGAACGGGACCCCUUCUAAACGUAGAUCCAAAGUCUUCAGGGCUUCACUGAGGGAUGAUUCUUCAAAUUCAGGCGAUAAUGAAUCGGAUUCAAUAACGGCCCCUUUAGAUACUGAUAUAGAUGAUAGUGAACACCUGGUUCGUGAGCCUCUCACGAGGGAGACUCAUUUCUGUCUGGAGGAAGAGAGCAGAGCUUCAGAUGAAACAAUCAAUUCAGAUGCUGAGUCAGAGAGUCUGCUGCCUCCUUUCUCUCAGGCUGACUUCUCCACUCAGACGUCUCCAACGUCUCCGAUGUUAACUCCCAGUGAAGUUCGGUGUAAAACGGAGAGACUGGCACAGACAGACGAUGGAGGUACAUUUUCACACCAUGAUGAGAUUAAUUUAGGAAGUCUGCACAUGAAUCAGGAACUGGAGUUGUGUGCUGUCAGUCCUGAGGGGAGUCCUGUCGACAGUCCAUCUGAUCCACACACCGCUGGACCCUCUCCCUCUGCUCUCACUGAUGCUGGCAGCUCAGCCUGUGUGACCCUCCCCACUUCCUGUUCCCCUCCCGUGGCCCCUCCCCCUCAUGUGGCCCCGCCCCCAGACCCCUCCCCGCCCCCAGACCCCUCCCCCAGCGGGGCCUCCAGCAGGUUCUGGAGGAGCUGUAACGCUGCCGGCUGCACGCAGAACAUCUUCAUAGGUUUCUUUAAGGAAAUGAGCGACGUCUCCGACAGGAUUCAGGCUGAGCAGGCCAGCCAGGAGGAUUAUGAUCUGGCGUUAACAGUGAUGAGGGCUUCUGGGAAACUGUUAGAGCUUGUGGGCAAUCAGCAGGAAGAGUUACAAGGGAAGCAAAGGGAGCUUCAGGAGGCAGCGGCAGCGAUGGAGGAGGCCGUCUCAGCGCUGAAGAGAGAUGAGGAGCAGCUGUCACAGUCACACACAUCACAGUUAACUGUAGACAAUGGACGCGCCACUGCAGCUCUCUCGUCUCCUCUUCACACAGCACACUUUUCGCGGCACACGUACUUACAGCCAAUCAGCUCUGAAUGAUUUGAGAUGACGUAUGGUGGGGAUGGUA